Molecule: messenger RNA, 7888 nt
Organism: Oncorhynchus nerka (sockeye salmon)
Lineage: Eukaryota; Metazoa; Chordata; Actinopteri; Salmoniformes; Salmonidae
Product: FHF complex subunit HOOK-interacting protein 1A-like
Exons: 19
Coding region: 493-3699 (1068 amino acids)
Source: RefSeq, a predicted model, not a curated record
AGCGAACUGACCUGACCGACAGUCACAAUAUCAUAACGGCUUUUUCGUUCUAUCAACUGCUCGGGAAUAAAGGAUUUUCAUUCGAGUAAACAGCUAUUAGAUAAUGAACGUAUUUGUUCGGUAGAGCUUUAUUACUUUGAUUGUUUGCAAAGACAUUGAACAGUUUGAAAGAGAGAGAGAGAGAGAGAGCGCGCGCAAAUUCCGUGGCAUAGAUUUAUUCAUCCAAAACUGUGUAAUGUGUCAAUAGAGAACAACAUUCUGUGUUGUGUCUGACGGUCUGUUUCGAUGUGAUUCCGUGAGGGACUGCCUGACCUGAACCGGAGCGUUGUUCUGCCAUGCUGCAGCAGAGGCCCCCCAUCUGCCAACCUGCACCAGAGAUGUUGCUGAUUCUGGGGGGAGAGUGAGGAGUACCUCCCCUGCACUCUCCACUUCCACCCUGCCACCCUACUCCACACCGAGACAUGGUUUAGCCCAACCUGUCCAGCAGUCAAGAUGAUGGCCUCUGUGGUUGCCAACGGAAACAGGAAGAAGUCACUGUCCCUGAAAGGGGUGGACCCAGAAACCUGCAUGAUUGUUUUCAGAAACCACUGGGCACAGGUGGUGAAGAUCUUGGAGAAACAUGAUCCUGUCCAUAGCCGGUCCGGUGUCUACCUUCGUCUCGGUCCUGUCCCCGGUGACGAGGCCAGCGCGGUACAGAACUACGUAGAACACAUGCUGUUCCUGUUGAUGGAGGAGGAGCCGGGCCUGGGCGGAGCGAUGGGAGCCAUCCUAGAGUUUGUGGUUGUAGAAGGCGUGAUGGAGAGACUGUUCCUCUGGAGUCUGAGACGACACUUUACUGACGAUAUGAAACUGGAACAACUGAGGAUGUACCAGAUGUUACUGUCUCAGGCCAGACAGCCUCUCCUGCACCACAAACCUGUUCUACGACCCUUAAUGAUGCUGUUAUCUUCCUGUGCUGGAGCUGGGAGUGGAGGAGGAGGAGGGUCAGUGGAAGCAGAGUUGGUGCUCCUGCUCAACCAGCUGUGUGGUGCGCUGGCUAAGGACCCCUCAGUGUUAGAGUUAUUCUUCCACACCAGUGAGGACCAGGGGGCAGCCAACUUCCUGCUCUUCUCCCUGCUGAUCCCCUUCACGCAUCAGGAAGGCAGCGUAGGACAGCAGGCCCGGGACGCUCUGCUGCUCAUCAUGCAGCUGUCGACCUACAACCCCAGAGUCGCUACACACAUCACAGACAACACCUACUUCUGUCCUGUACUGGCUACAGGUCUGAGUGGGUUGUAUUCGUCUCUACCUGCGAAGCUACAGGUGUACAGUGAAGACUGGCACUGUCUGGAGAGAGCUGACUGGGUACAGGUUCCGGCUUUGGUCCAGUUCCUAAACUCUCUGCAGUUCUGCUGCUCUGUCAUUAAGGUUGGACAUCCCUCGAUCAGAGGUCAGUUGUUGGGAUAUAUCUACAAUGGCUUCCUGGUUCCUGUACUGGCUCCAGCUCUGCACAAGUGUACACUAGAAGAGGUGAUGACCACUACAGCGUAUCUGGACCUCUUCCUCCGCUCGGUGUCAGAGCCCGCCCUCCUCCAGACCUUCCUCUCCUUCAUACUGCUACACACACACGACAACGUCCAGCUCCUAGACACACUGGUCUCCAGAGUUAACACACCCUUCCAGGUAACACACCCUUCCAGAGGUAACACACCCUUCCAGGUUAUAGUGAUCCCGUGUACACACCUGUGUGUGAGAGAACGCCGCUCUCUGAAGGACAGAGAUGCCUACUCUUCAUCAGCUGUUAAAUUCCUCUUCCUCACUCCCUCCUGGUGCCCCAGUGGUUUAAUCUUUGAGCCCUGUGUGUUACAAACACACACACACACACUGAAAACACACACUCACACCCAACACAUCCACUGGGCCAUGGGGAAUGACGUUCCCAUGUCAGAGGGUGACAGUGUUGGUUACUCCAGGAUCUGCAGGACAGACCUCCUGAUGAAUGUCAACUAUCUCCAGUACCUCUGGGAUGCUAGAGUUGGGAUCGCUGCAUCGCUCCAGGCCUGUCUGGUCUGGUCUGGUCCCUAUGAUGGGGAGAAGCCUGCAGCUCGAGAGGAGGAAGACGGGGAAGAAGAGAGAGAGCAAGAGUUAGAGGAGGAGAAGAUGAAUCAAACCUUUAACUGGACUUCAUCUCCCAGCCCUCCCGUCACCUCCCCCCCUGUAACCAUGGGAAACCAACAUAGAGGGGGAGACGGAGGGAGGGGGAGUGUGGUCGAGUUGGAGUGGGACGAUAGUUAUGAGUGGGAUGAUAGUGCCCUCCCCUCCUCCUCCUCCCUCCCGCCCACCCCCCCAGUACAUAUUGAAACCCCUCAGCAUAUUCAGGAGAUGAGACGUUCGGCCAUUAUGUUUAUCCAAGGCUCCUACGUAGAGGAGUCAGACUUUCAGGACGAUGUGUUGGUCUAUAACCUCAUAGCACAGAAAGACGAGGUGGAAUACAAACCUGACCGCAGGACUACUCCACAGACCAGGAAACCAGUUGUUAGUCAAACAACCUCGCUCGUUCACAGACAUGGAACGCAUAGACGAGAGAAGGAGGGGGUGAUCGUGGAAGAGGGGAGAGAGGAAGAGGGGGUGAGAGAGGAGAAGCGAUCACAACCACAGCUGCUCAGUAACGGUCUGAGCUGUGAGGACCACACAGUCAAUGAGGAGGUCGACGAUGACCGUAAACGCAAGUCAUCUGGACCGCAUUUGGACCACAACUGCAACAGGACGGUGACCACGACCGUGAAUCAGACAAAUGCCCUGACAACCCCAGACCACCUGGAGAGAACCACCUCAGAGAACCACACACACCCAGUCGAGAAACAGCAGGACUGUAACAAAACCGAUGCUGAUCAUCCUGUAAGCCCGGUUACGACCUCGGCGGUGGAUGACAGCUUCCUGUCCCAGUAUCGGGAGCUCAUGCGCUCGCUGGGGGCGGAGCCUGAUGACGUCACCGAUGACAUCACAGAGUUCAGGAAGCGUGUGUUGGCUCUGGCCCAGGGAGGAGAGGAGGAGGAGGUGGACUUUAGCGUGUUCUCUACAGACUCCCCGGAACCGAAGGAUGCCCAUCUGGAACCGGAGAACAGUCCGGAACUGACGAGCAACAGCCAAGACAGAAAACAUGGGAUACCCUUCACUGGCCCGUUCAUUAGUGUUCUGCUGUCACGGUUGGAGAACCUGUUGGAGAACCCUAUUCCAGUCAACCUGCUAGUUACAGGGAUCCUGUCUCAGCUCGCCAAAUACCCCCAGCCUCUCCUCCGGGCGUUCCUACUGAACACGCACACUGACCCACCGCCCAACGUACACACACUAUACCAGGUGCUGGUCUCAGUGCGUGUGCAGAUAGAGCAGUACGCAACGGACCAGACAGAGUUUCCUGCUACAGUCAGAGAAGCAUGGAGAUACCUACUGGCUAGAGACCAAGCACUGAAACUCAGAGAGCUCCUCCAGGACAGCCAUAGUGAUAACAGGAAGAGUGUUCUACCCAAUGGAACACAGCAGAUAACGCAGAACGUCCCCCCGUGUCCCAACAUUCCUCCGCAGGCCAGGAACAGAGUCUUCGCUACGGUUCUAUAUGCAGAGUUCUUAAAGGAGUUAGCUGCCAUCGCACAGGAACACUCUAUAGUACCUGACUCACCUAUAGAGGAGAUUAACACCCCCGACUCACCUAUAGAGGAAUAGAUUAACACACCUGACUCACCUGUAGAGGACAUUAGCACACCUGAGUCACCUAUAGAGGAAUAGAUUAACACACCUGACUCACCUAUAGAGGAGAUUAACACACCUGACUCACCUAUAGAGGACUAGAUUAACACACCUGACUCACCUAUAGAGGAAUAUAUUAACACACCUGACUCACCUAUAGAGGAUUAGAUUAACACACCUGACUCACUUAUAGAGGAAUAGAUUAACACACCUGACUCAUUUACAGAGGAAUAGAUUAACACAACUGACUCACCUAUAGAGGACUAGAUUAACACACCUGACUCACCUAUAGAGGACAUUAACACACCUGACUCACCUAUAGAGGAGAUUUACACACCUGACUCACCUAUAGAGGAGAUUAACACACCUGACUCACCUAUAGAGGAGAUUAACACACCUGACUCACAUAUAGAGGAAUAGAUUAACACACCUGACUCACCUAUAGAGGAAUAGAUUAACACACCUGACUCACCUAUAGAGGAGAUUAACACACCUGACUCACAUAUAGAGGUAUAGAUCAACACACCUGACUCACCUAUAGAGGAAUAGAUCAACACACCUGACUCACCUAUAGAGGAGAUUAACACACCUGACACACCUAUGGAGGACUAGAUUAACACACCCGACUCACCUAUAGAGGAGAUUAACACACAUGACUCACCUACAGAGGAAUAGACUAACACACCUGACUCACCUAUAGAGGAGAUUAACACACCUGACUCACUUAUAGAGGAGGAGAUUAACACACCUGACUCACCUAUAGACGAGAUUAACACACUUGACUCACCUAUAGAGGAGAGUAACACACCUGACUCACCUAUAGAGGAGAUUAACACACCUGACUCACCUAUAGAGGAGAUUAAUACACCUGACUCACCUAUAGAGGACUAGAUUAACACACCCGACUCACCUAUAGAGGAGAUUAACACACAUGACUCACCUACAGAGGAAUAGACUAACACACCUGACUCACCUAUAGAGGAGAUUAACACACCUGACUCACUUAUAGAGGAGGAGAUUAACACACCUGACUCACCUAUAGAGGAGAUUAACACACCUGACUCACCUAGAGGACGAGAUUAACACACUUGACUCACCUAUAGAGGAGAGUAACACACCUGACUCACCUAUAGAGGAGAUUAACACACCUGACUCACCUAUAGAGGAGGAGAUUAAUACACCUGACUCACCUAUAGAGGACUAAAUUAACACACCUGACUCACCUAUAUUAGAUUAACACAUCUGACUCACCUACAGAGGAAUAUAUUAACACACCUGACUCACCUAUAGAGGAAUAGAUUAACACACCUGACUCACCUGUAGAGGAAUAAAUUAACACACCUGACUCACCUAUAGAGGACUAAAUUAACACACCUGACUCACCUAUAGAGGAGAUUAACACACCUGACUCACAUAUAGAGGUAUAGAUCAACACACCUGACUCACCUAUAGAGGAGAUUAACACACCUGACACACCUAUGGAGGACUAGAUUAACACACCCGACUCACCUAUAGAGGAGAUUAACACACAUGACUCACCUACAGAGGAAUAGACUAACACACCUGACUCACCUAUAGAGGAGAUUAACACACCUGACUCACUUAUAGAGGAGGAGAUUAACACACCUGACUCACCUAUAGACGAGAUUAACACACUUGACUCACCUAUAGAGGAGAGUAACACACCUGACUCACCUAUAGAGGAGAUUAACACACCUGACUCACCUAUAGAGGAGAUUAAUACACCUGACUCACCUAUAGAGGACUAGAUUAACACACCUGACUCACCUAUAGAGGACUAAAUUAACACACCUGACUCACCUAUAUUAGAUUAACACAUCUGACUCACCUACAGAGGAAUAUAUUAACACACCUGACUCACCUAUAGAGGAAUAGAUUAACACACCUGACUCACCUGUAGAGGAAUAAAUUAACACACCUGACUCACCUAUAGAGGACUAAAUUAACACACCUGACUCACCUAUAUUAGAUUAACACAUCUGACUCACCUACAGAGGAAUAUAUUAACACACCUGACUCACCUAUAGAGGAAUAGAUUAACACACCUGACUCACCUGUAGAGGAAUAAAUUAACACACCUGACUCGCCUAUAGAGGAAUAGAUUAACACACCUGACUCGCCUAUAGAGGACUAGAUUAACUCACCUGACUCACCUAUAGAGGAAUAGAUUAACACACCUGACUCACAUAUAGAGGAGAUUAACACACCUGACUCACCUAUAGAGGAGAUUAACACACCUGACUCACCUAUAGAGGAGGAGAUUAACACACCUGACUCACCUAUAGAGGAGAUUAACACACUUGACUCACCUAUAGAGGAGAUUAACACACUUGACUCACCUAUAGAGGAGAUUAACACACCUGACUCACCUAUAGAGGAGAUUAACACACCUGACUCGCCUAUAGAGGAGAUUAACACACCUGACUUGCCUGUAGAGGAAUAGAUUAACACACCUGACUCACCUAUAUAGAUUAACACACCUGACUCACCUAUAGACGAGAUUAACACACUUGACUCACCUAUAGAGGAGAGUAACACACCUGACUCACCUAUAGAGGAGAUUAACACACCUGACUCACCUAUAGAGGAGAUUAACACACCUGACUCACCGAGAGGAGAUUAACACACCUGACUCACCUAUAGAGGACUAGAUUAACACACCUGACUCACCUAUAUAGAUUAACACACCUGACUCACCUGUAGAGGAAUAGAUUAACACACCUGCCUCGCCUAUAGAGGAGAUUAACAUACCUGACUCACCUGUAGAGGAAUAGAUUAACACACCUGACUCACCUAUAUAGAUUAACACACCUGACUCACCUAUAUAGAUUAACACACCUGACUCACCUAUAUAGAUUAACACACCUGACUCACCUAUAUAGAUUAACACACCUGACUCACCUAUAGAGGAGAUUAACACACCUGACUCACCUAUAGAGGAGAUUAACACACCUGACUCACCGAGAGGAGAUUAACACACCUGACUCACCUAUAGAGGACUAGAUUAACACACCUGACUCACCUAUAUAGAUUAACACACCUGACUCACCUGUAGAGGAAUAGAUUAACACACCUGCCUCGCCUAUAGAGGAGAUUAACAUACCUGACUCACCUGUAGAGGAAUAGAUUAACACACCUGACUCACCUAUAUAGAUUAACACACCUGACUCACCUAUAUAGAUUAACACACCUGACUCACCUAUAUAGAUUAACACACCUGACUCACCUAUAUAGAUUAACACACCUGACUCACCUAUAUAGAUUAACACGUGUUUCUGAAACAGAGGGUCACUAAGCCGUGGUGUACGGAGUCACGUGUUUCUGAAACAGAGGGUCACUAAACCAUGGUACAGACAGGGAAAGGUUAGCAUCACAGUGAUGCCACUCACACACACAGCAGGAAUGGACUUGUCUGUGUUGUGGGCACCUGGGUUCACGUUGGGCUAUUCGUCCUUAUCCACAGUUCAUAUCUGGAAAUCAUGUUAAGACAUAUAUUUCCUUAUACAUUGAUAAUUAUUUUCCUAAUACAUUUAUACAUUUCCCUAUACUUGUAUAUAUAUUAAAAUAUAUAUUUGUAUAUAUUCCUGGCAUUACUUGAUGAAAUUUAUUUUGGACAGCGUUGAGCACCUGGUUCCUACGUGUUCGUACCUACAACGAAAUGAUAGGAGAUUAUUUCAUUAUUUUUCUACUUGUUAAAUAUUUUGUCUGGUUUGGGUGUAACUAAGGCAACAGGGUGUAACUAAGGCAACAGAUUGUUGACCCAUGUUGGUGGUUUAUACUGUUAUAACAACAUGUCAAUCCCGUAUUCCUCUUUUCAUUACGACUUGUUUCAUUUCAGUUUAAAUAUUGUCCUGUGCUUUCUGUCCUGUGUGUUGUUCGAGGUAAUGUUUGUAUAGAACACAUUCAAGAUGUGAAGUGUGUCCUAAAUGGAAUCCCUAUUCCCUAUAUAGGGAAUAGGGCUCUAUAGGGCCCUGGUCUAAAGUAGUGCACUAUAUAGGGAAUAGGGAGACCUUUGAGACACAACAAAGAUGUGUUUUUUCUGUGUUGAAGCCUCCAUGUGAGUGAACCUCCGAGACAGUGUCUAUACGCUCAUUUUACACGACUGUAUCUAGGUGUGAAUCAGUCAGUCAUAUAUAUAUAUAUA